GGUGGUGCGCGCGCAGAACGUCAUCGCUCCGCGCCGGUUUGGGGGCAGCAGGCGGCAUGGCGGCGGCGGCGGCGGUGCGGAGGGGGUGUGCGCGGGCGGCUCUGCUGCGCCUCGGGGCGGGGCUGGGAGCGACCCCAGCAAAAGGAGGAGCGUGUCUCCAAAGACAAGUACUCCGUCACUGGAGCCUCCGGUACAGUGUUCCCGCCACCAGCGUUUCUGCUGUGCGGACAUACAGCACACAGACGGCGGAGAGCAAGGAAGAAGAGCCCCUGCACACCAUCAUCAGCGACACAGAGAACGUGAAAGGUGCAGCCUCUAAACAUGAGUUUCAGGCUGAAACGAAGAAACUGCUGGAUAUUGUUGCCCGUUCCUUGUACUCAGAGAAGGAGGUAUUUAUCCGGGAGCUGAUCUCCAACAGCAGCGAUGCACUGGAGAAACUGCGUCAUCGGCUGAUGGCAGAAGGGAAGGCCUUGCCAGAGAUGGAGAUCCAUCUGCAGACAGACAGUGGAAAAGGAACCAUCACAAUCCAGGAUACCGGUAUCGGGAUGACUCAGGAGGAGCUGGUUUCUAACCUUGGUACCAUUGCUCGAUCAGGCUCAAGGGCUUUUCUAGAUGCUCUGCAGAGCCAAGCUGAAGCAAGCAGUAAAAUCAUCGGCCAGUUUGGAGUGGGUUUCUACUCAGCCUUCAUGGUGGCUGAUAAGGUGGAGGUGUUCUCCCAGUCUGCGGAGCCGGAGAGCCCAGGCUACCACUGGUCUUCGGAUGGCUCAGGAGUGUUUGAGAUUGCAGAAGCAUCUGGUGUCAGAACUGGGACAAAAAUUAUUGUACACCUCAAAGAGGACUGCAAGGAGUUUGCAAAUGAGGACCGAGUCAAGGAGGUUGUGACCAAAUACAGCAACUUCAUCAGCUUCCCGCUGUAUCUCAAUGGGAGAAGAAUUAACACCUUACAGGCACUCUGGAUGCUGGACCCCAAGGAGAUCGGCGAGUGGCAGCACGAGGAGUUCUACCGCUUCAUAGCACAGGCUUACGACAAGCCCCGCUACACCCUGCACUACAAGACCGAUGCUCCCCUCAACAUCCGCAGCAUCUUCUACGUGCCUGAGCAAAAACCAUCCAUGUUUGAUAUCAGCAGGGAACUGGGAUCCAGCGUUGCCCUCUACAGCCGCAAAAUUCUCAUCCAAACCAAAGCUGCCGACAUCCUGCCUAAAUGGCUGCGUUUCCUUAGAGGUGUUGUGGACAGUGAGGAUAUUCCCCUGAACCUCAGCAGAGAGCUGCUGCAGGAGAGUGCCCUCAUCAGGAAGCUCCGAGAUGUUUUGCAGAAGAGGUUGAUCAAGUUCUUCAUCGACCAGAGCAAGAAGGACCCUGAGAAAUAUGCCAAAUUCUUUGAGGACUACGGGGUGUUCAUGAGAGAGGGGAUUGUCACGAUAGCAGAGCAGGAUGUCAAGGAGGACAUAGCAAAGUUGCUACGUUACGAAUCGUCCGCCCUUCCUGCGGGCGAGCUGACCAGCCUGACCAACUACGCCUCCCGCAUGAAGGCAGGGAGCAGAAACAUCUACUACCUGUGUGCACCCAACCGGCACCUGGCCGAGCACUCCCCAUACUUUGAGGCCAUGAAGAAAAAGGACAUGGAGGUCCUGUUCUGCUAUGAGCAAUUCGAUGAGCUGACACUCUUGCACCUUCGGGAGUUUGAUAAGAAGAAGCUGAUCUCGGUGGAGACUGAUAUUGUUGUCGAUCACUAUAAGGAAGAGAAGUUUGAAGAGAGCCGCCCAGCUACAGAACGUCUGACAGAGAAGGAGGCAGAAGAUCUGAUGGCCUGGAUGAGAAAUGCCCUGGGAUCUCGAGUGACUGGCGUUAAGGUGACCACGCGGCUGGACACUCACCCUGCCAUGAUCACUGUGCUCGAGAUGGGUGCUGCCCGCCAUUUUCUUCGCAUGCAGCAGCUGGCCAAGACCCAAGAGGAGCGUGCCCAGCUCCUGCAGCCCACCCUGGAGAUCAACACAGGGCAUGCUCUGAUUAAGAAGCUUAAUGAGAUGAAGGACAGUCAGCCGGAUCUGGCCCAGCUGUUGCUUGAUCAGAUUUAUGAAAAUGCCAUGAUAGCAGCAGGACUGAACGAGGACCCCAGGCCAAUGGUGAGCCGGCUGAAUGAACUCCUCACCAAAAUCCUGGAGAGAAACUGAGCCCGCGGGGACUGAAGGAUGAACUCUGUGCCGAUAUCUCCUCGAGCGCAGUCCCUCUGUGCAGCGAGGUGCUCACGUGGCAGAGGGCCUGCGGAACGCAGGGAACUUCACCCCUCGCUGCACAGGGAGGAGCCAGUUGCAAUUAUUAGAUCAUGUCAUCAGCUUGUUCAGAGUGCCACAUUCUCAGGGGGAACGAAGUCCAAGGGUUGCUGCUAAAACAAUGUGCCCAAAUUUCUGAUGCAAGCCUGAAGAGCCUCAUUUUGUACCGUUUCUAGAAAUAGCCUUUCCCCUAACAGGUGUUGGCAGCAAGAUUCCCAGUUAGGUCUGCGAAUACACCCCCCAUCCUGGAGUGCCUGGGUGCCGUCGAGCUCUAAACGAGCACUGACACAAUUAAUUAAUUUGGUAAGAAGCCUUCACCCCUACCGAACAGGAGGAGUUUGUGGGUGUGGGGACAGACUGCUGCCAUUAGCGCACACAGAUACCAUUGGUGGGACACAUCAGUACAAUCCCAUGGCAGAAAAGGUCACCAAGCUGUUGGAUAUUGAGUUCCCCUUGGUCUUGCUGUGGAGAAAGGGAAGUAGCUGGGAAACGGCUUUCCAGAGUGUGGCUUUCUGGAGAGUCUCCAGGGGCUUUCCCUCUUCUGCAGGAUAAAGCUGUGUGUUUAGCUGAUCUGUAUUUAUGGUAAAUAAACUCCUCUUCUUUUCCA
Cuculus canorus (common cuckoo) is the source of this 2880-nucleotide messenger RNA. RefSeq names its product TNF receptor associated protein 1 (gene TRAP1). The record is from RefSeq and is a predicted model, not a curated record. The transcript has 18 exons. Bases 57 to 2174 code for a protein of 705 amino acids. Gene Ontology annotation, cellular component: mitochondrial inner membrane. Lineage: Eukaryota; Metazoa; Chordata; Aves; Cuculiformes; Cuculidae. Gene Ontology annotation, biological process: protein folding. Gene Ontology annotation, molecular function: ATP hydrolysis activity; ATP binding; protein kinase binding.